Molecule: messenger RNA, 1257 nt
Organism: Rhopalosiphum padi (bird cherry-oat aphid)
Lineage: Eukaryota; Metazoa; Arthropoda; Insecta; Hemiptera; Aphididae
Gene: mad2
Product: mitotic spindle assembly checkpoint protein MAD2A
Exons: 3
Coding region: 423-1037 (204 amino acids)
Biological process (GO): mitotic spindle assembly checkpoint signaling
Cellular component (GO): nucleoplasm; kinetochore; cytoplasm
Source: RefSeq, a predicted model, not a curated record
AAUACACACAUAUGAGUAAUAAAACCACUGAACUAAAUAUGUACUUAGUGCAGUGAAGGCGUGAACUAUCUAGUAUCUACUUCUAAUACUUUAAGUUACAAUCAUGGUCCAUAAAAUAUAUUCAACACUGCAACCAUGGUUAAAAAUAAAAAUAAUUUUGCCGCCAAAAAUCGUUAUCAAUUUAACCUAAAAAAACUGAUAGAUUACAACAAUUAACAGAACACAAAUCGAAUCUCAGGAUUUUCCGUUAAUUUUGUGUUUUCAAUAUAUUAUUAUUAUUUUAUGAUUUCAAUUCGUAAAUAUUACGCAUGUUUUUAAUUUCACUUUCACAGUUUCACUUUUAAGCUCUAUUCCAUUAAAACUGAAUGUACUACUUGUAAUUUAUUUGUUUCUAUCUAUAUUACCAUUAAAAACAUUAAACAAUGGCUACCAAACAACAGAGUCAAAACGCCAUCACUCUCAAAGGGUCUGCGAAAUUGGUUAUGGACUAUUUAAAUUUUGGAAUUAACAGUAUUCUUUUUCAACGGGGUAUUUACCCACCGGAAUCAUUCAAAACCGAAGAACAUUUUGGUCUAUCAAUUCUUGUGUCAACCGACAAUAAAAUUCAACAGUUCCUACAACCUGUUCUCAACCAAAUGAAAGAUUGGCUAUUAGAACAAAAAAUUCAAAAAAUGUCAAUGGUUAUAUCCAAUGUUAACACCAAAGAAGUAAUGGAACGUUGGGAUUUCAAAUUGCAGUAUGAAGGAUCUGGCGAUUCCAAUCCAGACUCUGUUGGAAAUAAGGAGUUAUCAAUAAUCCAAAAAGAAAUUAGAGAUGUAUUAAGGCAAAUUUGUUCUACUGUUAGUUUUUUACCUUUACUUGACUGUCCAUGUGCCUUUGACUUGCAAAUAUACACUAAACCUGAUGUAGAUGUACCACAAGAAUGGGCUGAAACUGCUCCUAGUUAUAUUGCUAAUUCUCAAGAGUUACAGUUGAGAUCAUUUUCAACUUCAUUGCAUAGAAUGGAUACUGUUGUGAGUUAUAAAGCAGACUUUUAAAAUGAAUGUCUGUCAAUAAAUUGAUCAAAUUAAUUAAGUUUUUAUGCUAAUUUUUGUAUAAAUUAAUUGUAUUGUUUAUACUACAAAUUUCAAGUUCAGUGAUAAAUGAUUUUUAUAUUUAAGAAGCUAAUAUUUUUUUAUAAACUACUACUUUAGCUAAUCAUAAGUUAAAUAAUAAUUGUUUUUGUUUAUCCCAUUAAACUAUUUUUUAUAAUCACAA